Molecule: messenger RNA, 2184 nt
Organism: Durusdinium trenchii
Lineage: Eukaryota; Dinophyceae; Suessiales; Symbiodiniaceae
Source: the annotation of a GenBank genome assembly
AUGGCCAUGUCGGGAAACGUCUCGGUCAUUCCCGAGAGCCGUCUCUUCGCGAGUGAACCUGAUCCUCGAUGGUUUGGAAACCCUCGCAAUCCAGCUGAUGUGAAAGCACAGGGGUGGACCAAUGAGAACUGGCUGAAGUCCAGGUUUCACUUCAACUUCGCCGAGUACAGCGAGGGCCCCAGCAGUUUCGGGGUGCUUCGGGUGAUGAACGACGACUUGGUGCAGGGAGAGAGGGGUUUUGGUGAACAUCCUCACAGGGAUAUGGAGAUCAUGACCUUCAUCGUAGAUGGCUACUUGACCCAUAAGGACUCCAUGGGCACCGAGGAGACCUUGGGCCGGGGCAGCGUGCAGUUCAUGACCGCCGGCACCGGGAUUUACCACUCGGAGCACAACCUUUCGAAGGAGCCCCUGCGCUUCAUCCAGUGUUGGGUCGUCCCGCGGUCUCGAGGCUUAAAGCCCCACUACGGCUCCGCGGCGGGGAACGAAGAGCUGACGGGGGCACGAAGGGAUCAGUGGUGCCACUUGGUGUCCGAUGUCAUGGGAUCCAUGACGACGCCGGUGAAGAUCAAUCAAGAUUGCAAUGUCUUUGUGACGGAACUCUCAGCGGGCGUGGCAUCGAAAGCCUUGGCCAUUGGGAAGGAUCGGCAAGCUUACUUGCUUUGCAUGGAAGGAGAGAUCAAGCUUGCUGGACAGGAUUUGCAAAGGCAUGACGCAGCUGAAAUCAAGGGGCCUUUUGAGCUUGAAGUCUUGUCCGGAAAAUCAGGAGCAUACUUGCUGGUCUUUGAGAUGGCACUGACUCGAGAUGCUCCACAUGCCGCUCAUCGCCGCCAGGCGAGCCAUGAGCAAAUCUUGGAGAGAAUCCAUGGAAACCUCUAUAGCAUUGUCGGCGAGGCAGUGGAUGAGAUCAAGCUGGAGGAACAGAAAUGGAGCAAACCAGAAAUGGUCAAGAGAAUCGUAGGCUACAUCUUCAAGGCUGCCAAGGCCCCUGAAUUUCUUCAGAAGCAAUGGCAGGAGGUGUCGAAGACGUUGGUCCACAAUGCCAUGGGCAGUUACAUGGCAGCGUGUGGGGAGAAGCCUUGGUUCUACCAGCUGGGCCUUGGCAAUGCCUUCACUUCCGCCGUUUGGGAACUAGUACAAGCGCGAGGGGCAUCGCGAGUGCACUACCAAGAUGUACAGGAUUUCACAGUUCGGGAGUUUGAAAGCUACUUGGACAAGUCCUUGCUGACGAAGGCUGUUUGGGAUGCCACCGAGUUGACCUUUCCGAAGAAUGAGUUGAUCCGUGGAAAGGUGUUCAAAGCUGUCCACAACACCUACCACCCCGUCUUGGAGGAGCUCCUAGCAGACCGCAGACCUGCGGAUGAUGCCCGAAAAGUCGAAACCUUCACCAGACGGUGGAUGGAGAGUAGCAUGACAAGGGCGUGGUCUGCAAUAGAAGAUGCCGAGAACGUCCUGCAAGCUCAGACAGUUGUUCGGCUAUUCCAGAACCUCAUCGCGCCGUUCGGCGAGGGCCACGAAUACACAUGUAUUCCGAGCAUGCUCGUGGAGCAGAUUGGGAGACCGCCCAGGAAUUGGAAGUUUUUGAAGACGGCGGUUAACAAGAUGUUUGAAGACUGGAGGAAGGUGCAAGAUGCCUCCCAGCCAGCCAAACGAAGGAGAAAAGGAGGUGGUGUACCUGAACCAGCAGAACCAGUGGAACCAAGAAGUCCUCCUGCUCAAGAAGAAGAGGAGGUCGAUGUUCCAGAGGAGGAGGAGGAGAUGAAUCCUCCUGAAGAGGAGGAGCUUGGUGAACACGUCAAUGGAGUGAACGGCUCAGCCAAAGAUGAGGUUCUUGAAGAUGAGGAAGAAGAGGCGGAACUGAAGGAUUUGGAGAUGAACGAUGACGAACCCAACGGAGGAGACGAGGCACAAGUGGAAGACAACGGUCAUCCUGAGUGCACCUCAGCAAACGACUGCUUGGGAACUCCUGCGGACGGUUUAGUCAGACACAUGAUCGAGGGAGAGGAUGGGGACGUCUACUGUGAGGCCUGUUGGCACUCCUUCCUGUUCCACAACCCUGACCUGGAGGGGCAAUGGGAGGAUGGCGAUAUGGCGGGUACCGCAUACACGGCACCUGAUGCACCUGAUGCACCUGAUGCACCUGAUGAACCAGGAAGCAGCGGGCUUGCUUGGAAUGGUGCAGAUUGA